Molecule: messenger RNA, 2154 nt
Organism: Salvia hispanica
Lineage: Eukaryota; Viridiplantae; Streptophyta; Magnoliopsida; Lamiales; Lamiaceae
Product: glucose-6-phosphate 1-dehydrogenase, chloroplastic-like
Biological process (GO): glucose metabolic process; pentose-phosphate shunt, oxidative branch
Cellular component (GO): chloroplast stroma
Molecular function (GO): glucose-6-phosphate dehydrogenase activity; NADP binding
Source: RefSeq, a predicted model, not a curated record
ACCAAAAAAAAACUCAGCAGCCUUUCGGAGAUCUCAAGGCCACCCUACAAACCUCUCGACAAAUUCUAUAUUGCAUCAAAAACCAGUCUUUCUCAAUCUCCGUAUCGAAUUGAGAAGAAUUUGGUUUGAGACUAUGGCCGCAACACCCAUCUCUCUGUCCACCCACUGCUGUUCUUCAUCUUCCGCUUAUUCCAAUUCAUCCUCUAUUUGGUCUCACCAAAAUCCCAAUUUUCCGUUUCCUGCCGCUUCUCCUAAACCCAAAUACGCUUCUCUGCAAUUCAAGGGCAACGCUUUUCCUAAUGUUGUUUUCAUGCAAGAUGGUGCUUUGGCUGCAACAGUUGCUGGAUUGGAAAAUGAAGCUCCUUCGAAAAAUUUGAAAGACGGGCUGACGUCGGUUGCAACGCCUAAGGAGAAGAAUCAGAUUGGUAAUUUUGAUGUUAAUGAUGAUAAAUCAACUGUCAGCAUUACUGUUGUAGGCGCCUCUGGGGAUCUUGCAAAGAAGAAGAUAUUUCCUGCUCUUUUUGCACUAUACUAUGAGGAUUGCCUACCUGAGCAUUUCACUAUCUUUGGUUAUGCCCGUAGUAAGAUGACAGAUGCUGAAUUAAGAGAGAUGGUUAGCAGGACUCUUACUUGCAGAAUUGACAAGAGGGAAAAUUGUGGUGAAAAGAUGGAGCAGUUCCUUCAAAGGUGUUUCUACCACUCUGGUCAAUAUGAUUCUCAGGAGAAUUUUGCUGAGCUUGAUAAGAUACUGAAGAAGCAUGAGGCUGGUCGUGUAUCAAAUCGGCUAUUUUACUUAUCCAUCCCACCAAACAUUUUCGUAGAUGCUGUGAAAUGUGCUAGUCUCUCUGCCACUGCUUCUGCUGGCUGGACUAGGGUCAUUGUUGAAAAACCAUUUGGCCGGGAUUCUGAAUCCUCUGCUGCUUUGACUAAAUCUUUAAAGCAAUACCUGACCGAGGAUCAGAUUUUCAGGAUAGAUCACUACCUAGGAAAGGAGCUUGUGGAGAAUCUCUCUGUCCUUCGCUUUUCCAAUCUUAUUUUUGAACCCUUAUGGUCGAGACAGUACAUAAGGAAUGUUCAAUUGAUAUUUUCUGAAGACUUUGGCACUGAAGGAAGGGGAGGCUACUUUGACCACUACGGAAUCAUGAGAGACAUAAUGCAAAACCAUCUGCUCCAAAUACUGGCCCUCUUUGCCAUGGAAACACCUGUCAGUUUGGAUGCCGAAGAUAUUAGAAACGAAAAGGUUAAAGUUUUGCGUUCCAUGAGGCCUAUAAGAGCUGAUGAUGUUAUCAUAGGGCAGUAUAAGUCUCACACGAAAGGAGGUGUCUCAUACCCGGGAUAUACUGAUGACAAAACUGUUCCCAAGGACAGUUUAACCCCAACUUUUGCUGCUGCUGCACUUUUCAUAGAUAAUGCAAGAUGGGAUGGCGUGCCGUUUUUAAUGAAAGCUGGAAAAGCUUUACAUGAUAAAAGGGCUGAAAUAAGGGUGCAGUUCAGAAAUGUUCCUGGUAAUUUAUACAACCGAAGCUCUGGGACUGAUCUCGACCAAGCAACGAAUGAGCUUGUGAUCCGGGUUCAGCCUGACGAAGCUAUUUAUUUAAAGAUUAAUAACAAAGUCCCUGGACUAGGAAUGAGAUUAGACCAAAGCAAUCUCAAUCUUCUUUAUAAAGCAAGGUACUCAAAGGAGAUACCUGAUGCGUAUGAGAGACUUCUACUGGAUGCUGUUGAAGGCGAGAGGAGGCUCUUCAUCAGGAGUGACGAAUUAGAUGCUGCGUGGGCUCUCUUCACCCCUGUGUUGAAGGAUCUCGAAGAAAACAGAAAAGUCCCCGAGUAUUAUCCUUAUGGAAGUCGAGGACCUGUAGGGGCCCAUUACCUUGCAGCCAGAUACAACGUUAAGUGGGGCGAUCUUGGGGUUGAUGAAUAGCAUCUUAGUCUAUGACUGUAAUAUGUACUUCACUAGUCACAGCUUCACGCAGCUCUCAUUUGCGCGAUUUGUUUUUUCGCUACUUUACAAGAUUCGAUUUUUGAUUUGGUUGAGGAGAAAGAAAUGUAGAUUGUAUCUUGUUAUCGACAUGUAUACCAUUGGAAGGAAUAAACUUGAAUAAGCUAGGAAUUCCAGAAAACCAGAUGGUUAAUGAAAAGUUUUCAGAUUAUCCA